This is a messenger RNA of Cimex lectularius (bed bug), 1624 nucleotides long. RefSeq lists its product as uncharacterized. The transcript is spliced from 4 exons. The record is from RefSeq and is a predicted model, not a curated record. The coding region runs from base 258 to 1307 and encodes 349 amino acids. NCBI's taxonomy places the organism in Eukaryota, Metazoa, Arthropoda, Insecta, Hemiptera, Cimicidae.
UCUUGACAAUGGGAGCAGUAGCAUACUUAUUGGGUGAUAUUUUCAAUUUUUUUCCUUGCAUCAUUUGACUACUCUGCCUAUUACGGUUUCGGAUUUUUCUUCUUUAGUGUCGGCCCCAAUCCAUAAUCCUUAUUACAGGAUCAGAAGGGAAUAAUAAAAUAGACAAUCAUGUUAAUAACUAAAACAGCUGAGACGCCAUCUGAUAUUUUGCGAAGUGCUUCAAAUCAUUGAUAUCGAAAUGUACGAACGUGAUCAACAUGGGUUUAAAAAUUUCAAUAAUUCCAGUUCCUUCAAGAGGAUGUACCAGGGCUGUCUUAUGUAUACUAUUGGCAUACGCCAGUGCCCAAAUGUGCCUCUUCAUCCAUACGUAUUACGUCGGAAACGAACCAGAUACAAUAACAUUAUUGAAGAUGUUAUGCAUGUUAAUCAUGUUUAGUUCUUCGUCUGUGUCGAUUGUUGCCGUAAAAAAGGAAAUGAUGUUUGCUAUUCAGUCAUCCGAAAUAAUGCUGCUCACCGCUGGAUUUGGCAUACUGAUAUAUACUAUCAUGUUUUCCAGUAUUUUCUAUAGGAAUUGGGACUGGGAUAGCCCAAAUUUCAAAAAGAGUUUUUCAGUUUUUCUAUUUCAGCGGAUUAUUUUUGGUAUAUUUAUACCUUCGUAUCUUAUACUUCGUAAAUAUAGAAUCAAGCGGACGGAUAUGUUAGAUCUAAAUAAGUGGGAUAUCGAAGAUAUCUUCGAAAUUCCAUUAGACGAAAACCAAGAAAUUAAGGAGCCAUUCUCAGCGUUUCCCAACCCAAAAAGUCAACCUCCAUUCAUUGAUCCCCAUACAAUGAAACGUCCAGAGAUUAAUUCGCACAUUAAAAAUUUUGGCGGUGGUGGCGGCUUCAGCGGUGGUGGAGGCGUAAAUAUUGGCGGUAAAGGAGGUAAUACGAAUGGAAAACAAGAAGAUAAAGAUAAAAAGGACAGUAAGUCUAAGGAAGAACCAAAACAGGAACGAAACAUCGGAGCAUUACACCCAGUGGGAGGAAACUUUCUAUAUGGCACUUGGGAAGAGAACGAAUUGGGCUACACCUACAAACAUCCCGUGCCUAGACCUAUAAUCAAACGGCCCUUUGGAGGAAUUACAGGUGCUUCGCCUGCCUUUCUUCCUAAAACGUUUUUCCCGCUGGAUCCACCAGCCAAGAAAAGAAGAAAACCUUACAGGGACCCUAAAAUUCCAGUAUCCUCGUUCGCUCCACCAGGGUACCCACUCUAUCCCCUUCCAUCACCACAAUAUCCUCAUAUUCCCGUUUUUCCGAAAAAACAGUAAAUAAUAAACGUUUUUAAUUUGAUAGUAGCAAUAUAUCUGAUAGAUAUUGACAUCUAAUAAUCGAUUAUUUUCUUUCGUAAAAAAAUUAUAUUUGUGUUUUCUUGUGAAUCUGUCGGUAUAAAUGUAUGAACAAUAAAUCCUGUUUCAACCAGACCACCUCUACCAAUUAACACAAAAAAUUUAUCUCUACCCACAACUAUUUCACGCAAACUUAAAAAAAAGUAGAGAAGCCAAAGCAACAUGAGCAAACUGCGGGGGUGAUCACCCUGCGACUUACAGAGGGUGCAAUGCUUUUAAAGAAGAGUCUCCUAGGUCAG